Molecule: messenger RNA, 3462 nt
Organism: Anguilla anguilla (European eel)
Lineage: Eukaryota; Metazoa; Chordata; Actinopteri; Anguilliformes; Anguillidae
Gene: msna
Product: moesin a
Exons: 13
Coding region: 263-2002 (579 amino acids)
Biological process (GO): regulation of organelle assembly; positive regulation of early endosome to late endosome transport; regulation of cell shape
Cellular component (GO): apical part of cell; plasma membrane; cytoskeleton
Molecular function (GO): cell adhesion molecule binding; actin binding
Source: RefSeq, a predicted model, not a curated record
UGUGGUUUUCAGACAGAGUUCCGUUAACAGGAAAUCAGGCUUUAGAUUCAGUCAUUGCGGACCAACGUAACUCUGGCGAUAUUAGAGGAUUUUUAUAUUUAAAAGAAAAGACUUCCAGGAAAACUCAAAGAUUACUUUUUUGCUGAUCGUGACGGUCAAUUUUAUGUCCCCGUAGUUUAUCUGAUGGAAAAAAGUUUUUGUUGAAAGUUUCCAUUGAAUCGCUACAUUUCUGAAAUCUUUGACCUGACAAACCGACUGAAAAAUGCCGAAAACGAUCAGCGUGCGUGUUACCACCAUGGAUGCAGAGCUGGAGUUUGCCAUCCAGCCGAACACAACAGGCAAACAGCUCUUUGAUCAGGUGGUGAAGACCAUUGGCCUCAGAGAAGUGUGGUUCUUCGGACUGCAGUACCAGGACACCAAGGGCUUCUCCACAUGGCUCAAGCUCAAUAAGAAGGUGACAGCCCAGGACGUUCGGAAGGAGAGCCCCCUGCUGUUCAAGUUCCGGGCCAAGUUCUACCCCGAGGACGUGUCAGAGGAGCUGAUCCAGGAGGCCACGCAAAGGCUGUUCUUCCUGCAGGUGAAGGAGGGCAUCCUCAACGACGACAUCUACUGCCCGCCCGAGACCGCCGUGCUGCUGGCCUCCUACGCCGUCCAGGCCAAAUACGGGGACUACAACAAGGACUCCCACACCACCGGAUACCUGUCCAGUGACAAGCUGCUCCCCCAAAGAGUGCUGGAGCAGCACAAGCUGAACAAGGAGCAGUGGGAGGAGAGGAUCCAAGUGUGGCACGAAGAGCAUAAAGGCAUGAUCAGAGAGGACUCUAUGAUGGAGUACCUCAAGAUCGCUCAAGACCUCGAGAUGUAUGGCGUCAACUACUUCAGCAUCAAGAACAAGAAAGGAUCAGAGCUUUGGCUGGGAGUGGACGCGCUGGGGCUCAACAUUUACGAACAGAGCGACAAGAUGACACCUAAAAUUGGAUUCCCUUGGAGUGAAAUUAGAAAUAUUUCCUUCAACGACAAGAAGUUCGUCAUAAAACCAAUUGACAAGAAAGCACCGGACUUUGUGUUCUACGCGCCGCGUCUCCGCAUCAACAAGCGCAUCCUGGCCCUGUGCAUGGGCAACCACGAGCUGUACAUGCGCCGCCGCAAGCCCGACACCAUCGAGGUGCAGCAGAUGAAGGCUCAGGCCCGCGAGGAGAAGAACCACAAGAAGAUGGAGAGGGCGCUGCUGGAAAACGAGAAGAAGAAGAGGGAGAUUGCGGAGAAGGAAAAGGAAAAGAUCGAGAAGGAAAAGAUCGAGCUAAUGGAGAGACUGAAGCAGAUAGAAGAGCAAACAAAAAAAGCUCAGCAAGAAUUGGAGGAGCAGACCAAGCGGGCCCUUGAGCUGGAGAAGGAGCGUAAGUGCGCUACGGAGGAGGCGGAACGACUGGAGAAGGAGCGCAGGAUGGCAGAGGAGGCCAAAGCUGCUCUGCUGCAGCAGUCUGAGAGCCAGAUGAAGAAUCAGGAGCACCUGGCCACUGAACUAGCUGAGCUGACCUCCAAGAUCUCCCUCUUGGAGGAUGCGAAGAAGAAGAAGGACGAAGAAGCCGCCGAGUGGCAGAAUAAGGCCAUCAUGGUGCAGGAGGACCUGGAGAAGACCAAAGACGAGCUGAAGAGCAAGGUGAUGGCGGCCCACGUGCAAGAGACGGUCCAGCCGGAGAACGAGCACGACGAGAACGACGAGAGCAGCGCGGAGGCCAGCGCCGAGCUCACGUCCGCCGCGUCGUACAAAGACCGCAGCGAAGAGGAGCGCAUGACCGAGACUGAGAAGAACGAGCGAGUGCAGAAACACCUGCUGGCCCUGAGCUCGGAGCUGGCCAAUGCUCGAGACGAAACCAAGAAAACGCAGAAUGACAUCAUCCACGCCGAGAACGUCCGAGCAGGACGGGACAAGUACAAGACCCUACGGCAGAUCCGGUCGGGCAACACCAAGCAGCGCAUCGACGAGUUUGAGUGCAUGUGAUCACCUUCCACGACACCUUCCAAGACACUGCUGGAACCACUGCAGGGGAUUCACGACAAGGCCUUUCCAUUUCACUGCAAACCUGCCUUAAACAAGCUACUGUUCCUUCUCCAAACAGGGUCAAUGUAAGAUAUCCUACUCCCAAGUCAAUAAACUUUCAUAAUUCCUUCCGAAUCCAGAGGACGAACUGCAUUGUUAGGUUUUUAGAAUAAUACCAAUAUGUUUCAGCAUUUCCUUCCCGGCAGUUUUUCAUAAGUUGGUCAGUGCUCUCAUUCCCAAUAAGUUGUGGACUUUUUAGGGUAAUGGUUAGUGUGAUGUUUGUCCAUUCAAUAUAGUCGUAUUAGGUAAGUUAACACCCAGUUCAGGUAUUUAUAUCUUUGUUCAUAGAGCAGAAGUUAUAUUUGGACAUGCCAGUUUUAAAUGUAAAUUUAAAUUCUUGGAAUGGAUACCCAUUAACGUGUUAUAAUUUGUGCAUGGCUUUCAGUUUAACCUCAAACACAAAUUCCCAGUUUUUAGUUACAUUUGAUUUAGGUGUUUGAGUAGGGCGCAGACACUAGUCUAACUGCACUGGCCUUAACUGUAGGUUACCAAAUUCACCAUGUCUUAGAAUCGUUAUAUUAUCAAAGGGGAUACUUUUUACACAAAGUUAUUUGAUUUAGUAAGUCAUAGAUUUGUAUGCAAUCACAUGUAGCAAUCAGAAUUGAGCAGUUGAUCUCAGUUGGUCCAAUUACAUAUAAUAAUAGCAGGUUUGUUUGUUGCUUGGUGGGCCCUCCACUGUUAGUCAAAUCAGCGAAUUAAGAAGAUGAUGUAACAAAUUGUACUUAUUAGAUUUUGCCAUAUUUUAAUUUUAAGCUUUGUUUUUUCAUUCUGUUUAAGUUUGUUCUUUUUUUUACUUGGAUGGCAUGACAUUAUUUUAAUGGCACUCUUUUCCUUUUUUAAAGCUUUGGAAGGCAAACCUUUGCAGUAUUAUAUUCAAAGAGUAUCAGAAUGGGUAAAACAGUGUUCAUUGUUGGAAUGUUGCUCUUCUUGUAGUGCCAUAUACAGAAUUUCCAAAUGGUCCUUAUAUUCUGAGUGUAUCUGCUAUGACUCAGAGCCAUGCACCCUAGAAAUUAGGAGGUUUUUUUUAUAUAACAGAUCUUUGCAGAAUUUUUCAUUAAUAUGAGAAACCGGCUGCUGUAAAGCACACCAUUUGUCCUGAGGCUUGCCUCAUAUUGGUUUAUCUUGAAUUAAACAACAUAAACUCUGUGAUUACAUAAAAAUGGGUGUAUUGCUAAUGUCAGAGUCCAUUUCUAGCUUUUGUUAAUUAAAUUAUGUUUGACCGAAAACCAUAAUGAAGCAUAAAUAAGGAUGUUGAUAUUGCAUUGCUAUUUUAGCACCAAGCAGUGCCUUUCAGCAAAAAUACAAGCUGGCUGCUUUAAAAGAUUUACAUUUCAACUGAUAAUAAAACUGAAGAAAAAAUA